AGCUGUCUGUGUCAGUAGCAGAGCUAUAGAGAACCAAGAAGGAAGAACUGUGUGGACAGAUAUAUUGGAUCUCCACUCACACGGGCUCUACUAGGAUUCAAAUACUGGAGAAUUGGAAAACAGAAGCCAAGGCUUGACAGAGCAGCUCUUUGGUACAGACACUGAGUUUCAUAAUCCGCGACUUUGGAAGAUUCUAUGAGAGUUUGAUGUGUUUGUGAGAGAACUCUGCUUCACUAUCAGAGAAAGAGCCUCUGACAGAAGAGGCACCAAAUAAAGAGAGAGAAGAACUUUGGGACGCGAAAAAACAACUGCUUUUCACACGUGCUUACACACUCAGUGCUCCACACAUGGCUGUUGUCCGUCCGAUGCCCAUGGAGACCCAGGGAUUCCACCAUAUGCCUGUUGUCCGUCCGAUGCCCUUGGAGACCCAGGGAUUCCACCACGUGCUGCCUGCCCACCUGCUCUCCUCGACCAUGGAGGAGUUCCCCCAGCAGCUCCCCGUCCCCAAGGGGCCCGCCCGUGGUAAGAGCCGCCCCCGUCGGCCCCGUGAGGCCCGCUUCAAGACCCAGCCCGUCACCUUCGCCGAGAUCGCUGAGGUGGAGGAGGAGGGCGCCUCGCCCCUGGAGGAGGAGAGGGCGCGCCGGUCUUUCCUGCAGUCCCUGGAGAACCUUCGCCGGAGCACACAGGCGCUCUACUGCCCAACGACUGGCCGCCGCACAGCCACGCCCCCACGGCAAAGCCUGGACUCCAGUGACUCUGACACUGCCCAGUGAGGGGCGGACCCUGAGGAGAAAUAGAACGUGUACGCCGCCUUCCUGGCACUGACACGCCCCCUUUUCCCUACAAUUUUUUGCUGCACACAGGGGCCCAAUGAACUGAACUCGACUGAUCUCCAAGCUGCUCCUGUGUAUAUAGAGGCCAUUCUCCUUGAAAAUAUAUGUUUCUACAUACAAAUAUACUGUAUAUUAGCAUAUCGAUAUACACUGAGUAUACAAAACAUUAAGAACACCUGCUCUUUCCAUGACAUAGACUGACCAGGUGAAUCCAGGUGAAAACUAUGAUCCCUUAUUGAU
Messenger RNA from Oncorhynchus tshawytscha (Chinook salmon), 1073 nucleotides. RefSeq lists its product as uncharacterized. The transcript has a single exon. Bases 348 to 773 code for a protein of 141 amino acids. Lineage: Eukaryota; Metazoa; Chordata; Actinopteri; Salmoniformes; Salmonidae. The record is from RefSeq and is a predicted model, not a curated record.